Xiphophorus maculatus (southern platyfish) is the source of this 1895-nucleotide messenger RNA. Its product is annotated as UDP-glucuronosyltransferase 2B31-like. Gene Ontology annotation, molecular function: UDP-glycosyltransferase activity. Bases 170 to 1840 code for a protein of 556 amino acids. NCBI's taxonomy places the organism in Eukaryota, Metazoa, Chordata, Actinopteri, Cyprinodontiformes, Poeciliidae. The record is from RefSeq and is a predicted model, not a curated record. The transcript is spliced from 3 exons.
AUGAGUCUGAGUCUAAAUAGGUCAUUUUUGAAUUCAGGGGGACAGCAUGGCAUUUUUGCAUUGUUUUCCAGUCUGUCAUUAUAAGAGAUACUGAGUGAGUUCUGUUCAUUUUUCAGGCAGGAACUUUAUUCUCAGAUCAGCCACAGGAAGCAGUUUUUUUCAGACUUGAAUGUUGCAAUUCACAGCACCGACUCAUGUGAAGACUGAAGCAGCAUUGCAAGAGAUUCAACAGCAGAUUGGGCCAGUUUCGGAAGAUUUUAGGAUGUCUUGGCCACUGGCUAUCGUCUUCUUCUUUUUCUAUGCCAUCAGUUCACUUGCGUCUGCUGGAAAGGUUCUGGUUUUCCCACAUGAUGGCAGCCACUGGGUGAACAUGAAGGUGCUGGUGGAGGAACUGCAUUCACGGGGGCAUUCUGUGACUGUCAUUCGGGCUGCAGACAGCUGGUACAUCAGUGAGACGGCUUCACAAUAUGAAACCAUCACAGUGGAUGUCAACUCUGGUGGUAAUGAAGAUUUCUACCGUCUCUUUGUGUCCGAGGUCAUUAGAAUUAAAAGAAGCAAUGGGUCAGCAUGGACCCGUUUCGCUUUAGACAUGGAGUUGAAAAACAAGUUCUUUGAAUUACACAGAAAGAUCUGCGAGGUGAUUGUGCACAUAUUUGAAAGUAAAGAGUUAAUGAAGAUCCUCCAGGAAGCCAAGUAUGACAUAGUUUUGACUGACCCUGCAAAUGGAGGAGGUGUGUUUUUGGCUCACUACCUUGGCCUACCGAUAGUGUUCAACACUCGCUGGACUGUUCACGGUGAAGCACAUUUUGCUGUUGCACCUUCUCCUCUUUCCUAUGUCCCACUUCCACCAUCAGAGCUUACGGAUCAAAUGACAUUCUUUGAAAGGGUGAAAAACAUGAUUUUCUACCACAUGAGGAUGCAUCUGUACAAGCAGGUGGUCGCACCACAUUACUCUCCUUUAGCUAAGCGCUACUUUGGCCCAGAUGUGGACUACUUUUCUCUGUUCCAAGCUGCAGAUCUGUGGCUCAUGAGAGUGGACUUUGUGUUUGAGUUCCCUCGUCCCACCAUGCCAAAUGUUGUCUAUAUGGGAGGGUUCCAGUGUAAACCUGCAAGACCACUUCCUGAACUCCUGGAGAAGUUUGUGCAAAGUUCUGGAGAGCACGGAGUUAUCAUCAUGUCUCUGGGGACUUUAAUUGGAGAGCUUCCAAAUGACCUGGCAGAUGAAAUUGCUGCUGGUUUUGCUAACUUACCCCAGAAAGUUAUCUGGAGGUAUAAGGGUGCCAAACCUCCCUCUUUAGGAAACAAUACUUUAAUCAUAGACUGGAUGCCUCAGAACGACCUCCUAGGCCAUCCAAAAAUCAAACUUUUUGUAAGUCAUGGAGGAACAAAUGGAAUUUAUGAGGCCAUCUAUCAUGGGGUUCCAAUGGUGGGCAUUCCCUUUGUGUUCGAUCAAGCCGACAAUCUCUCCAGACUCAGAGCUAAAGGAGUUGCAAAGAUUUUGGAUGUGUCUGACAUAAAUGAGAAAAAAUUUCAGAAAACUAUUCAGGAAGUCUUGGAUGAGCCAUCUUACAGGAUGAACAUGCAGAGACUCUCCCGACUACACAGAGAUCAGCAGAUAAGGCCACUGGAUCGAGCCAUCUUCUGGAUUGAGUUUGUCAUGAGGCACAAAGGUGCUGCUCACCUCAGAACAGAGUCUUACAGGUUGCCCUGGUAUACCUAUUACUCUGUAGAUGUCAUUUUAUUUUUAAUAGCAAUUUUUGCACUAAUGUUUUUAGUUUUUUCUUGGUUAUUGUGGCACUGCUUCAAAUUAUGUUGUAAAAGAAAAGUGAAAUCUGACUGACUGGGGCACCGAUCACAUAUAACAUUAUGUCAACUCACUGUUGGUUCUACUGGGU